AUGACAACAUUCAAAAGAGUUGGAGACUAUGUUAGACAGACUUACCCUAUGUAUGUUGGUAGCAAACCUGUCACCAAGUCAUCAAACUACCUCAAUGUAAUCGAUAAGUUCACAAACAAGCAUGUCAGCACAGUGCCAAUCGCAGACAAACAAACUAUUGAUGAAGCUAUCAACAUCACUGUGAAGGCUGCACCGGCAAUGGCAGAGAUGACAUCAUUCCAGAGGAAGGAGGUGUUGCUGGAUGUGGCGAACAAGCUCAGCAAGCGACAGGAGGAGUUUGCCCAGGCGAUCGUGGUCGAGGUCGGCAAGCCCCUGAUCGAUGCCAACACCGAGGUUGGACGCGCCAUCGAAUCUUUCACUAUUGCCGCCGAGGAGACGGUGCGCCAGUACGGUGAGAACGUGCAGCUCGACAUCUCGAGGAGGAACGCUGGCUUCCAAGCCGUGUCCAAGCGCUUCCCCGUCGGUCCCAUCUCCAUGAUCGCCCCGUUCAACUUCCCGCUGAAUCUCUGUGCGCACAAGGUUGCCCCGGCUAUUGCCGCUGGCUGCCCCUUUGUGCUCAAACCAUCGGAUCGCACGCCAAUCAGCGCUAUGCUGCUGGGCGACCUGCUGUCCAGCGUGGCGCUGCCCGAGGGUGCCUUCUCAAUCUUCCCCACGUCCCUCCAAGACGCGCCCAUCCUCAGCAGAGACGAUCGAUUCAAGUUGGUGUCAUUCACUGGCAGUCCUGCAGUGGGCUGGCGCAUUAAAGAGGAGUCAGGCCGCAAGAAGGUGGUGCUGGAGCUUGGUGGCAAUGCGGCCUGUGUCGUCGAUCAGUAUAACGACCAGUCAAAGCUGGCGUCCAUUGCCAGCAGGAUACUGUUUGGAGGAUUCUACAGCGCAGGCCAGAGCUGCAUAUCAGUGCAGCGUGUCUACAUCCACGAGAGCCACUAUGAGACCCUGAAGCGACUGUUGAUCGAAGGCGCGGCUCAGCUCAGCAAGCGCUGUGGAGAUCCAAUGGACAUCAACACAUUCUAUGGACCAAUGAUCACAGAGUCCGAUGCGAUCCGUAUCGAGGGCUGGGUCCAAGAGGCCGUCAACAAGGGUGCCAAGCUAUUGUUUGGUGGAAAGAGACAUGACCGAGUGUUUGAUCUCACCAUAUUAGAGAAUCCACCAAAGGAUUCGUGCAUCAGCUCCAAGGAGGUGUUUGCGCCAGUGUUCUACAUCGAACCAUUCACAGACUUUAAAGAGGUGGUGCGAAGAGUCAACGACUCUGAGUUUGGUCUCCAAGCAGGAGUGUUCACAACAGACAUCAACAGAGCCUACUACGCCUUUAACAACAUUGAUGUUGGUGCCGUUGUAAUCAAUGACAUACCAUCAGUCCGAGUCGAGUCACAAGCUUAUGGAGGUAUCAAGUCGUCUGGACUUGGAAGAGAAGGUAUUAGACAUACUAUUGAGGAGUAUACAGAGUUGAAGCUUAUGUUAUUGAAAGAUGUUGGAAAGAUAUAA
Acytostelium subglobosum LB1 is the source of this 1482-nucleotide messenger RNA. RefSeq lists its product as hypothetical. Lineage: Eukaryota; Evosea; Eumycetozoa; Acytosteliales; Acytosteliaceae. The transcript is spliced from 3 exons. The coding region runs from base 1 to 1482 and encodes 493 amino acids. Gene Ontology annotation, molecular function: lactaldehyde dehydrogenase (NAD+) activity. The record is from RefSeq and is a predicted model, not a curated record.